ACUGACGGUCACAACAAAUUAUUUACCGUUUAACAGAGAUUACUAAAGAGAAUAACGUUUGGAAAAAGAAAAACGGAAACCAUUUUCUCACAGGCAGCUUAUUAAUACUUAUACUUAUUUUGCUUCAAAAUUAUUAGUGUAUUGGAGAGGAUAAUUAGUUACCAACAUUCCACAAAUGAACUGAAAUUAAGACAAAACGUGUGAUCUAUUAAAAACCUGAAUUCAAGUGUUUCAGUGUCCAUAAGUGAACAGUCGUCAUGCUUGGACUAAGUAACACAUGCGUCUUACAACUUGUGUGUGUUCACUUGCUUGUGUGUUACAGUGAUCCGCCAAUGACCACACCUAUGGUCGAUCUUGGAGUAACUGACCAGCCAACUACACCACCAGUAACAGCCAGCACUUCUCCACGUAUUGACCUAGCUCAGCGCCGUCUCUACAUGUUACACAGAAUCCGGCAAAACUUUAUGAGAGAAAUGGGAUGGAACACUCUGCCAACAGUUGACAGUAGUCGUCUCGAAAGGCCUUAUGACUACACUCGAUAUAUACGAAAUCUCACCAUGGUAGAGCGCAGCUGUUAUUCUGCAUCAUGUGAGCUGCCAGACGCCAUUGACAGAGACAUGUGGGAUCAUCCUGAUGACGAUUCCAUGCAUCUGUUUUUCAACGUCGACACUUUUCCUGCUGGUGACGUCACAGCUAAGAACGCCACUCUGAGUUUGUUCGCCAAAGCCAGAUCAG
Molecule: messenger RNA, 735 nt
Organism: Ylistrum balloti
Lineage: Eukaryota; Metazoa; Mollusca; Bivalvia; Pectinida; Pectinidae
Exons: 3
Source: RefSeq, a predicted model, not a curated record